CCUCGUGCCCAGCAGGCAAGGCACGUAUGAAGUCAACCCAUGCAUCAUGAGGUUCAUGAACCCCCUCUCGCCUCCUCCCGUUCGUCUCCACCACUAUACCCCCCGCGCCUCCUCGCGUCCAGCACGCCCUGGAACCAGUCCAGCACCACGGCGCUCUGCUACUUGAGCGCCGCGACGCCCGAGUGCGUGCCGAUGGCGUCGUCGGCCCUCUUGAAGGCGUGCAGGUGGCCCCUGAACUGCGCGUCGUCCUCCGCGCCCCCGACAAACGUGGGCGUCCGGACGCGCCGCGCGACGCCCUCGAGCGUGUAGUUGCUCACGAGCGUCGCAAAGUCAAACGGCGACGGCUUAUUGAACGACCACAUGCCCUACUCCAGCCCCCAACCGCAGGUCGUCCCGGCCCAGGCGGCCGCAAGAACCUUUUGGCGCGCCAUCUCGUCGAACCGCUCCUUCUCGCCGGCCGCGUGCAGCGCCAUGAGCUCCGGCCCAAAGCCCGCGUGGGAUCAUGCCGCCAAAGUCCCAGACCCCGUCCACCGCCAUGACGGCCGCCGGGCGGCGCACUCUUGUCCGCGUUCAGUAUUGCGAAUCUAGCGUGCCACCGUGGCUCGUUUGCGCUUAUAUGCAGCGCGGGACUGCUCCGUACCUCACCUUUUGAUCGGAUGCUAGCCCCCAUUCCGCAGGGUUAUAUGCCUUGAGAGGUUUGGGUGAAGUUCUUGUUAUCGCCCCUGUGAAUGAUUUCGUUAGCAUUCCCAAAGCUAUAGUUUCAUCUCGGGGCCGCACCUACGUCUGCUCAUGGCACAUGUCAAGGCCACCUCUUGUACAAGUCUCUAGUUGCGUUGACAACGGUAAAGAACCAUCGGCUGUACUCGGCCGCUUGUAUGAUGGCCACAGAUACAGUUCUCCAGUUGAUGGCCUUCCAGGAAGCAACGCCUCUCCGGAACAAGUCAGGGCUGGCUCCGCACACUAGAAACGCGGUUCCAAUCACAACCAUGGCUGUUCGAGGAUUGAUAUAUGAUGCGGCGCUACUAAUUGACCAGUUCUUACUACUGAGGGACUGCCUUUAGCUUGGAUUUGCUUGCGUGCAUGAGCGAACAGUUGGGGGGGGCAACAUACUUAUAAACCAGCCCUAGGCCAAUGUUGGUGAUAUGGCUGGAUAUUAUUUUCCCGCCGGGCGAUGUUGUUUUCGCCAUUGUCAUCUACGUAACUGAAGCGAAGUCACGAAAGUCAGGGUGGCUUGUUUGGACCAAGCUUCACUUGCGUUCGCGACUCCCACGCGUCUGCGAAGCAACCGCGAUCGGAUCACGUCAGCUUGCAUGACUCCCGGAUACGGAUUUUAUUUCGCCCGUAAAGAACUCUGGGAGGGCCUCAAUGUAACGUGUGUAGAUAUAAGGGCGGGCGCGCUCCCGAUUAUUUACUGUAUAGACGUAAGACGCGAAUGCUCCAUCAAGGCCCCCCCCCCCCUCCCCCGCCCCUACUUUUCAACCUCUUGGUAUGUUGCAAAGCCAGGUCACAGCGGCAGCGGCGGUAUUGUAGCUCGUGAGGCAAACGUGAGCGAUGGCCACCCACCCGGUUCCAUGGGCUCAACAGCGCGCCUUCUAUCAUUAAUCUAUAUGGCUUGUGCUCUAUGGCUGAGCCACCCCAAAGCACACGACCUGUACGAAAGCCCCCGGAUCUGCCUUUCUCUGGACUGGAUGAUGUGCCCGCUCGGGAUUGCUGCAUCUGACUGGAUCUGGAAACUCUAUUUGUUAGCGACGCUCUCGAACGGUAGGCUGCUGCCUGUGGCUAUGUCUACUUCAUGUUGUGCGACCGCGGGCCGGACCAUGGACGGGAGUCUUCUGCCGCGCAAGAGAGGGGCGGUGCAGGGCAGUGCACUGUAGCCAUCUUGAGGAGCAUCAUGUGGGUUGAUGAAUAUAAAUUAUCCACUGGCAAUCAGUUGCAUCCGUAUAGUAGUAUACGGAGUAGUCAUUUUGCGUUCUCGGUCCUUCUGAGCGUCCAGUCCUGCCAACGACUCCGGAAUGGAAACUUGUCAACAUGAUGGCAACCCCGACAUGUACGGACUAGGUAUCCGUCUUGGUUUCUACUUGCAGUGGCUGAGCCUCAACCUUGCCGUCACGCUGCGUGUCCACGAGGAGAUCCCCGCCAUUCGAUUCACCAAUACGUCCUUUAUCGCCGCCGAGUUUCUCGCCGUCCUCAUUCAGAUCUCCCAGGCGACGAUCGAGCCGGUCGACAUUUACAUCGUACUCCUCCUAUGUUAUGGAGCGUUCUUGUUCCUAGCGCCACUGUAUAUAUGGCGCAUCGUCACUGGUUUCGAGCCUAGCCUCGACCCGACGCGCUGGCCUGUUGUCGAGCCGGGUAUACUGGACACGCAGCUUCAUUACCUGCUUCUCAUCGCGGUGUCAUCCUUUCAGAUAUGGUUUUGGGCCGUUCCGGCCGAUACACGGACCGCCAACGACUGCGCGACGUAUGCCUUCAUCUUUGCGAAGAUUCCAUUGGAGAACAAGGCUUUUCGGGCCGUCAACAUCUCGCUCUAUUCGUGUCUGCUUAUACUGGCUGCUCUUUCAUAUAUCUCCCUGGCGAGGUUUUUCAAGAGCGCAACGGCCGAAGAUGCGAAUGAGAGCGAUACAGAAUCUUACCUUAGCGGUACAGAGUUUGGAUUCGGCGAUACAGGGUUAAGAGUGGGCGGCGGAGCGACUGAAGACAGGGUGAGUGUUGACGGUACCGAGAGCACGUGCUCCAACGACGACAAAGGCAGGCCCAGGUAUCAUCUCUCUCCGUGA
Messenger RNA from Purpureocillium takamizusanense, 2774 nucleotides. RefSeq lists its product as uncharacterized. The record is from RefSeq and is a predicted model, not a curated record. NCBI's taxonomy places the organism in Eukaryota, Fungi, Ascomycota, Sordariomycetes, Hypocreales, Ophiocordycipitaceae. The transcript has a single exon. The coding region runs from base 2013 to 2774 and encodes 253 amino acids.